This is a messenger RNA of Symbiodinium pilosum, 774 nucleotides long. Lineage: Eukaryota; Dinophyceae; Suessiales; Symbiodiniaceae. The record is from the annotation of a GenBank genome assembly.
AUGUCCUUUCCAUGCUGUGAGGAUGACCAAGGCGACCAUGACCCAAACGCGUAUCGCUUGACAGAAGUGGUGUUGGUUGGACCCGCGCCAGCACCAGAAGAGAGAGAGUCGCGGCCAGAGGUCCUCCUUCGUAACGGAGCCAAGUACACUGGCCAGUGGAGGGGGAACCUCAGAGAUGGUUCGGGCACGCUAGUCUGGCCCGACGGUGCGAGUUAUGUUGGGGAGUUUUGCGAGGAUGUUGCUGAAGGCUACGGAAAGUUCAUGCAGCCAGAAGGUGACGUCUAUGAGGGGCACUGGGUAGCUGACAAAGCUCAUGGGAAAGGAAAGUACAUCCAGGUAGAUGGAGCAAUCUUUGAAGGCGAGUGGGUAGCUGACCAACAGCAUGGGCACGGCCAGGAAACUUGGCCAGACGGUUCAACUUAUGUUGGCGAGUACCUCGAAGGAAAGAAAACUGGAAAGGGCAUUUUUUCGUGGCCCGGUGGGUCAAAGUACUCGGGCACCUUUAAGGACAAUGAGAUUGAUGGUGAAGGAACCUACGACUGGUCUGACGGUCGUCGUUACCAUGGCCAGUGGAGCAAAUGUAAGAUGCACGGUAUUGGUACAUGUGUUUGGCCUGAUGGCCGAUCCUACGAAGGCCAUUACCACUACGACAAGAAACAUGGAUACGGCGUUUUCCGCUGGCCAGAUGGCAGCCGCUUCACGGGUGAGUGGCAGAACGGCAAGCAGCACGGUCCAGGUACGAAGCUCAGGCUGACGAAGAAUCGAUGGACUUAA